AUGCAUGUCCGAACCCAACCUAGCUCAUCGUUUACUGUUAGUCCAGUACAUUUAAUUCCUAUACCUAAAACAAGUAUUAAAUCACGGUCAACUAACAGAAAAAAAGGCACAGCUGCUGUUUUAACAUCUAGUCCAUAUAAAACAGAACUAGAAGCUUCCAAAGCCGUAACCCCACCUAAAAAACGUUUAUUUAAUAAAAAAAAACCAACAUGGAAACGAAAAAAAAAUCAAAACAAGUCUAAAAUCCCUCCAAAUACUGUUUAUGAAGAUAGUGAUGCUGAAUGUCCAUAUUGUGGUGGAACAUUUUCUCAAUCAAAAUCUAAUGAAGGCUGGGUAAGAUUUUUAAAAUGCAUGAAAUGGUGUCACGACGGUUGUGCUGGAUGUGAAGAAGACAGUUUUAUUUGUGAUUUUUGUAAAACAUUAUCAAACGCUUAUUAA
This is a messenger RNA of Macrosiphum euphorbiae (potato aphid), 438 nucleotides long. NCBI's taxonomy places the organism in Eukaryota, Metazoa, Arthropoda, Insecta, Hemiptera, Aphididae. The record is from the annotation of a GenBank genome assembly.